Onychomys torridus (southern grasshopper mouse) is the source of this 900-nucleotide messenger RNA. RefSeq names its product transcription factor 24 (gene Tcf24). Gene Ontology annotation, molecular function: RNA polymerase II transcription regulatory region sequence-specific DNA binding; protein dimerization activity; DNA-binding transcription factor activity, RNA polymerase II-specific. The coding region runs from base 233 to 733 and encodes 166 amino acids. The transcript has 3 exons. Lineage: Eukaryota; Metazoa; Chordata; Mammalia; Rodentia; Cricetidae. The record is from RefSeq and is a predicted model, not a curated record. Gene Ontology annotation, biological process: developmental process; regulation of transcription by RNA polymerase II.
UGAGGGCUCGGGUGGGCGCCCACCGCCGCCCGACGUGCCUUUGCGGGCCUCCCACUCGCCGGCUUCGUGCACCCGCAUAAAAGGCGGCAGUAGAGCCUGCACGGCGAUGGAGUGACCUGCUCGACGCCCCUGCCCGCCUCGCACUGCUCAGCCGAGCCCCGCACGGCCGCUGCGGGGAAAGGUGCGGAGGCAAGUCCGAGCACUCGCCGCGGGAACCGCAGCCGGAGCCGCUAUGGAGCGCGGCCGCCCCGCCAGCGGCCCACGCAGCGCCGAGCCCGCCCCGUCGGCCGCCGCCGCCCGCGACUCGAGCCCGGGACGGACCGGGGCCGGUCAAUCAGGCUCCGGCGGGGUGGCCGCGCGCUCCGGGGGUGGCCGGCCUGCCGCCGCGAACGCCGCUCGGGAGCGCAGCCGCGUGCAGACCCUGCGGCACGCCUUCCUGGAGCUGCAGCGCACACUGCCGUCGGUGCCGCCCGACACCAAGCUGUCCAAGCUGGACGUGCUGCUGCUGGCCACCACCUACAUCGCCCACCUCACCCGCAGCCUGCAGGACGACACCGAGGCGCCAGGGGACCCCAGUCUGGGCGCCUUGCGAGGCGACGGCUACCUGCACCCAGUUAAGAAGUGGCCCAUGCGAUCAAGAUUGUACAUCGGCGCUACUGGUCAGUUCCUGAAGCACCCUGCCUCUGAAGAAAAGGCAAAUCAUAGCAACCCUCCCACAGCCUCACGGCCGUAGGCUGUCUCCCGAGGGGUCUGCUGGAAGCGGUGGCUAUUGUUUUUAAAGACUGUGAACUAAUCCCGUAUUUAUUAUAUUGGACAUGACAAACACUGUUUCAGAAGUUUACAUUGAAACCUGUAGUUGAAGGUCAAGAUGUAUCUGUCUAAAUAAAUGUGGAAUGGGAU